AUGCAAGAGGCACUAGAGACAAGGGCAUCAAAUGAUCGUCCACCCCCUAUAGUUUCAGAAGCUGCAGCCAUAUGGGUUCCUCCCAAAGCAGGUAUAUUUAAGGUUAAUUUCAGUGUGUUUGUUAUAGAUUUAGGCCAAACCUAUGGCAUAGGAGUUGUCAUUAGGAAUGAACUGGGGGUGUUUAUGGUUGGACUCUCAAAGAAAAUGGAUGCAACUUGGGCAAAUCAGGGAACUCAAGCAGCUGGUUUGUAUGGAAUGAGUGAAGCCAUUAUCAUUUCACAGCAACAGGGGUUUGAUGAGAUAAUCAUUGAAGGAGACUUACCCAAUGUUUUGAAGAUAUUCAAAGAAUCAAGAGAUGUGACUUCUUCAAUGGGUCUCAGAGUUAUUGAUAUAGCAAAUGAAUUACGAAAAUUCCGUUCUUAUGAAGUGGCGAUUGUCAGUAGACAGGGCAAUAGGGUAGCAACUAGAUUAGCUUAA
Ilex paraguariensis (yerba mate) is the source of this 477-nucleotide messenger RNA. The record is from the annotation of a GenBank genome assembly. NCBI's taxonomy places the organism in Eukaryota, Viridiplantae, Streptophyta, Magnoliopsida, Aquifoliales, Aquifoliaceae.